Anoplopoma fimbria (sablefish) is the source of this 1122-nucleotide messenger RNA. RefSeq names its product sia-alpha-2,3-Gal-beta-1,4-GlcNAc-R:alpha 2,8-sialyltransferase-like. Lineage: Eukaryota; Metazoa; Chordata; Actinopteri; Perciformes; Anoplopomatidae. Gene Ontology annotation, biological process: oligosaccharide metabolic process; N-glycan processing. The coding region runs from base 1 to 1122 and encodes 373 amino acids. The transcript has 4 exons. The record is from RefSeq and is a predicted model, not a curated record. Gene Ontology annotation, molecular function: alpha-N-acetylneuraminate alpha-2,8-sialyltransferase activity.
AUGGUCCGCAUCGCCAAGGCCCUGGGUUUGGUUAUCCUGUGCGUCGCUGUGCUCAUCCUGUCGCUCAUCAGCUACGUGUCCCUGAGAAGAGACAGCCUUUUCGGCUCCUCCAAAUACUACAUGGGGGGUCCGAGGAUUAUGUUCCAUGCGGGGUUUAGGUCUCAGUUUGCCAUGAAUUUCCUGGACCCCUCCUUCAUCCCGUUAACUAACGCCCUGAAUGAGGAGCUCCAAGGAAAACCGUCCAAAUGGAAGUUCAACAAGACGGCUUUUUAUCUGCAGAGGAAAGAUAUCUUCAACUACAUCGACAUUCCCACCAACUUCUCCCUCACAAAGAACAGUGUGCGCGUUGGCCAGCUGAUGCACUUUGACUACUCCAGCCACAAGUACGUCUUUUCCAUCAGCAACAACCUGAAAUCCCUGCUCCCAGACACCUCCCCCAUCCACAACAAGCACUACAGCAUGUGCGCCGUGGUGGGAAACAGUGGAAUCCUGACAGGAAGCCACUGCGGCCCUGAGAUCGACCAGGCCGACUUCGUCUUCCGCUGCAACUUCGCCCCCACGGAGGUCUACUCCAAGGACGUGGGCAAGAAGACCAACCUCACCACCUUUAACCCCAGCAUCCUGGAGAGGUACUAUAACAACCUGCUGACCAUUCAAGACAGGAAUAAUUUCUUCCUCAACCUGAAGAAGCUGGAGGGAGCCAUCCUGUGGAUCCCCGCCUUCUUCCUCCAUACCUCAGCCACGGUAACCAGGACCCUGGUGGACUUCUUUGUGGAGCACAAGGGUCAGCUGAAGGUCGAACUGGCCUGGCCGGGAAACAUCAUGCACGAUGUCAACAAGUACUGGAAGACUAAAAACCUCUCCCCCAAACGUCUCAGCACGGGGAUCCUCAUGUACACGCUGGCUUCCGCCAUGUGCGACGAGAUCCACCUGUACGGCUUUUGGCCCUUUGGCUGGGACCCCAACACGGGCAAGGACCUGCCGUACCACUACUACGACAAGAAAGGGACCAAAUUCACCACCAAGUGGCAGGAGACCCACCAGCUGCCCACCGAGUUCAAGCUGCUCUACAAGCUGCACAGGGAAGGCGUGAUCAAACUCGGCCUGACGCACUGCUCCUAG